Thermochaetoides thermophila DSM 1495 is the source of this 1386-nucleotide messenger RNA. RefSeq lists its product as uncharacterized. The record is from RefSeq and is a predicted model, not a curated record. The transcript has a single exon. Bases 1 to 1386 code for a protein of 461 amino acids. NCBI's taxonomy places the organism in Eukaryota, Fungi, Ascomycota, Sordariomycetes, Sordariales, Chaetomiaceae.
AUGUUCACCAUCGCGCUUGCUAUCAUAUGUCAUUACUUUUAUCGCAAACACGCGCGUUCAUACACGUAUAAACAGGCCCAGCGCCAUGACGAUGAUAUUCCAACCACGAGUCAAAUUAACCGCCAAAAUCAGGACGCCCUAGAGGAAUCUUUGGCUGAAGCGCAGCUGCACAAUAACAUUAACAAUGGUCAACAGUCUGCCCCCGGAGGUGGUGUCGACCGCACUACCUCGGUACGAAGUGUCAUGACUCUACCCCCUUACCGACCUAAGCCUGCGGAGAACGAGACGGUCAUCGCUCGUGAAGGAGAGCGCGAUGGUAUCGAUGUGGUUGUUGAGUUGCGCACCGAGGAAGAGGAGGAAGCUUUACGAGACGAAGAGAUGGAGGCCCUCUACAGGAUCCGCGCCGCCCGCCGUCGCCAACAGGCAGAGCGAGAAGAACGCCGUCGCUUGCGCCGUGAGGCACGCGCCAACAACGAUACCGUCGCACUGCAACGGCUCCGUGAACGAGCCCGGCAGGAUGCGCUCCAGGCUUCUCGGGAAAUCGAGGAAUUGCGCCAGCAGCAUGAACGCAUCCGGGAAACCCGCCAGCGCUCUGCCAGCACUGUGGCCUACGCCGACAUCGGGAUCGCCCGCGCUGACGGCACCCGCAUUCGCUCCAACAGUGCUGUCAGCACCGAACGGGUUGGCCUACUCUCCGACGCCGCACCGCCCGCAGCUGAUUCUCUCAGCCUGCUCAGCAACCGCGGUCGCUCCGCUUCGGGCGCUUCGGUCGGUGCUCUCUCCAUCAACACGACCCACUCUGCUGCUCUCCGUCCGGAUUCCCCUUAUGCAUCACCAUUGAACCGAUCACGAGCAAGCUCUCCCGUGUUGAGCCCAAUUGCAUCUCCUAGCCCACAGGCCGGCUCGACUCCUGUGGUCAUCACAUUCGAGGAUGUGGAUUUGGGCGAUCGUCCUCCCCCGAGCUAUGAUGAAGUCAGUCUCGGUGGGGAGAGCUUCAUGACGCCAAUCGGUUCAAGGAGAAGCUCGGCCUCUGGCAUUGCAAGCAGAAGCCAAAGUCCCUACCCAGAUCCUCCUCCGCAGUAUCCGGGGCCGAGUCCAGGUCUGGUUCCUAUAUCGAGUCCAGCAGAAUUGAGACCCGAGGAGAGAAAUAAUGGGGAAAGUGAUGCCGGGCUAAUGACGGCAGAGACAGGGACAGGAACAAGCCAGGACUCGAGUGGUCAGCCGCAACAACAACAACAACAACAACAACAACACCAGCAGCAACAGCAAGACAGAAUCACUGUGAGCGAAGGUAUCCCUAGGUUACCCAGUCUCAGGAGGUUACCGAGCUUGAGGUUAGACCAAAUUCCGCAAAUAGUUAUCGAGCCAGAAAGCGGGAAACCGUGA